Branchiostoma belcheri (Belcher's lancelet) is the source of this 2597-nucleotide messenger RNA. RefSeq names its product E3 ubiquitin-protein ligase TRIM36-like. Gene Ontology annotation, molecular function: protein binding; zinc ion binding. The record is from RefSeq and is a predicted model, not a curated record. The coding region runs from base 34 to 2568 and encodes 844 amino acids. The transcript has 12 exons. NCBI's taxonomy places the organism in Eukaryota, Metazoa, Chordata, Leptocardii, Amphioxiformes, Branchiostomatidae.
GCAGCGUCGCAAGCUACAAAACUGUAGGUAAAAAUGUACAACUCUACAUCCACGGACGGGUCAGACUUCGAAGAUGAUUUGGCGGAAUUCGUCCGACUUUUUCCCGCCAUUUCUCUGUGCACCUGUCAUAACCAUGGCAACCGUCAGGAUGUCGUCUGCGAGGACCUAGCAACCGAGUCUGUUUUUGGCGCGAGUCCAGAGCUCUCACCUUCCGAAGAGAAGGUGCGCAGGACGCUUUCGAGAAGGACUUCUCGGAGUGGAAACGAACCCGUGACUCCUGGUACACCGUCCAGCAAGCACAGUCGUAUCCCGAUGCCGAGUUUUAAAUCUCCGCCAGAAGAGUCAAGCUCGCCGGAGAGUACUAGUGACGUCAGCCCGUCACCAGUCAGCUCAUCCGGCACCUCCGAUUCGAGAUCGAGAAAAGCAAGCUCCUCUAGUGACCUGUCCAGCUUUGCGAACAUGGAGAGAGAACUCCGAUGCCCGGUGUGUUCCGAGUUCUUCACUCAGCCCUUGGUCCUGCCCUGCCAGCACAACAUCUGCCACCGAUGCGCCAAGGAGAUCCUCUACCGGGACAGUCCUGAAACCCUGCCGGGAGGGCCGCUCUACAGCGCCGUACAGAGCCCGCUGAAGAGCCCGCUGCCUGCCAAAGUGAGACGGGGUUCAACGCCCGGGCCUCUACAAAGGGCUGCCUCCUUCCGCCGGAAGAACAGUAGCUCCAGAUUAUCCACCCCGACCGGGCCCAAGUCUCCCCCGCCGCUGAAAGAGUUCCCCUGCCCAAAGUGCCAGGAAGGGGUGGAGCUCGGGCCAAAGGGCAUCAAUGGAUUAUACAGGAACUUCAUUCUGGAGACGAUCGUGGAGAGAUACAAGUUCCAGGCCAGGAAAGCCGGCGCUAUCGCCUGUCAGUCAUGUAAGCCCCGCCCACCUGCCGACGCCACAAAAACAUGUCUGGACUGUCAGGCCAGCUUCUGUAAUGAGUGCUUCAAGACUGUGCACAUCUGGGGGACUCCAAAGGCACAGCAUGAGUAUGUCGGUCCUACCUCCAGCUUCCGCCCGAGGGCGCUUCUGUGCGUCGAACACGAGACAGAAAAGGUCAGCAUGUACUGUCAGGCGUGCAAGAGACCCGUCUGCCACCUAUGCAAAUUGGGAGGAUCGCACGCAAACCACAAGUUUCAUCAUAUGAACACCGCAUACAAAAACAUCGAAGAGAAACUGCGAUCCAGUUUGCAGAUUUUGAAGGACAAACAGGAAAAGGUAGAAGAACAAAAACGUGUGGUGAUGGAGAAGAGGGAGAACAGCAAGAAAGCAGCCAGUCUGGUGAAGGACAACAUCAUGAAAGCCUUUGACUCUCUACAUGCUAUUCUGGACGACCGGAAGUCAGUCUUGUUAGAGAAAGCAGAAAAGGUCAUGUCUGCACAAGAAAGCGAACUCGACGCUGCUCUCGCGCAAACUCGCGAGAUGAUGGGGGUCUCGGGGCUGAUUGAGUACGUAGAACAAGUUCUGAAGGAGAACAACCACGCCUGCUUCCUCCAGACCGCCACGGGACUAUGUAAAAGGGUUAAAGAAGCGACAGAGAUGAAACUUCCGACAGACUUGGACGUGACCUGCGAGUCACUUACACUCGACGUCAGAAGGGAGGAGGAGCUACUUUCUCAGCUGGACUUUCUGCAAGCUCCAAACAAGGUUGACUUGUGUAAGGACGGCAUAGUGGCUGAGGAUGGACAAGCAGACGUUACCUGGAACCCUCUACCCGCCAAUUCUCCCCCCGUCGACUCUCUACACGUGCAGUACUGGAAAAUGGCGGCGGUAGGUCUCGCCGACUUGCAUGAUGGGACAUCAGAGGUACCGACGCACGCGCAGACGAUCCGUUGCGAUGACGUCAUUUCCGGUCGGUGCGAGCUGUCCGGGUUAGAGUCGGGUGCGUGGUAUGCUUUCCGCGUGCGCGCCUGCAACGGGGCGGGUCCCGGGCCGUGGAGCGACAUCGGGACCGUUAGGACAUCGCCUGAUCUACGUUUCGAUCUUGAGGAUAACUACGACCAUGAUGCUCUGCGAGCCGACAUCAAAGGACGCGCCGUCACUUCCGUCCUGCAGCCGGCCAAGCUUCGUCCUGACAACGCCGUCAAUUACGUCGUUACCAUGGAAACGCAUUACGUCACCGGUGACGUCAAGAUCGCCGGUGGCCACCAUUACUGGGAGGUUGGCGUGGCCGGUAACAGUUUUCUGGUGUGUGUCGGUGUCGCCGACGAGGGAGCGAUCCAGACCGAGCUCCGCCGACAGAGCGACGCGGACAGCGGCCAUGACAGUUGUGACGAGAACGACACCGUCGGCGUCACGAACGCCAUGGCAACCGUCACGGUUACCAUGGGAACGUUGGAGGGCGUUGAUAAGAGCGUCACGCGUUGCCAUGGUGACGGCGGAUCACGUGUGGGCAUCUUUGUGGACGCCGACGAAGGCAUCGUCCGUUUCUAUGACGUCACGUCGAAGAAGAUGGUGAAGGAAUGUUGUGUGGACGCGGGAAAAGUUUUCGUUCCUCUGAUUGGUCUGUGCGGGCCAGGAACAGUCCAUUACUAGAUUCAGGGGGAGAAAUUAGAAAGAAGAGA